AUGCAUGUGGCUAAACCCACUGGCAGCAGCGGUACUCUCCCAAAUCUUAGGGCUGAAGCAUUAAACAGGAAUGAAUUCGAAGUGGUCAAUCCCAAUGGGAGAAUAGGUGAUGGAAAUAUCCCCUUGCCUCCUCUUUCAUUGUGUAACGAGCUGCAAGCUGCGAAUAUCUCUGACCUUGCUACUUUGGUGGAUGAGCUCAUUGCUCCUUUCCGGCUGUCUGCAUCUAGUGCCUCGCAAGAAGAUGCAUACUACGGACAUGCUACAGUGUCAUCUGGAGCCACUGAAACAGGAUUGCUCCCCAAGCCCGAACGUGACAGAGAUGAGAAUAUGGUUGAGUGCCAGGUUGCGGUGAAUGUGAAUUGCCAGCAAAAUCCCCUACAUUUGGAAGAGUUACUGCCUCAGGCUGUACCUUCUGAUGCAGGCGAUAGUUUGUGCAGUCACUUUCCUGUCAACUUGUCAGAAACCCCUCAAGGUGGAAGGACGAAUGUCCUUUAUACCUCUUUCAUACAAGAGACUGGUCAAUCGCUUCCACUUCGCCCUGCCUCGAGUACCGGUGACUUCAGCCAAUCUAUUGCGUGCGCUGUUGCUACUACUGCUAACGGAGCAAGCCUUGUAGCACAGGAAUCUCCUGACACGUCAAAGCUACCGGACACUGAACCACUCAAUUCUACAGUUCUUACCAAAGAUAUUGUAAUAAUGUCUCUCAGAGCAUUAGAUUCGGCGGCUCUUUCUGAUCAGGAGGCUGUUUUUGUCUUCUUCGUUCUAACCAUCGAAAUGGGCCUUGUUGUUCAGGUAGAAUACAAGGAGUACUUUGACUAUAGAUGGAUGGUCAGGCUAUCUUGCGCGGGCAUUGUUUUGGAGCCUCAGAAGAGCUUCAGCUCCAAAUUUUCUGCGAAAGCCCAUUGCUGCCGCGGGGGUUUGGAGGUAUUCAAACAUGUCUAUCAAGACUGGAGCAUCCCCGGUAUCCCAAGAGCCGAUGCUACGCCGGACUCGCGGUUAUGGAGUGCUCUCUUGCAAGGUUACUGCGAUAUUCAUGGCCUUCCUCGCCCUGAAUAUACCGGGUACCAACAUAAACAAGGACACCGGUAUGAGGUAACUGUUGGAGAAGUAUCAUACUUUGGGAAAAAAAAGUUCUAUAUCAGCAAGCCCGAGGCAAUUCAUGCUAGUGCAAAUAAUGCGCUUUAUCAUUUUCUUAUCUCCGAAAACGAGGCUCCAGUUGGGUUCCCUGAUACGAGGGCGAAGGAGCACCCGGUCAGUGAGGCACUCCGUCACGCUAUUAGGGCCAUGCAAAAUGCAGCCCCAUCGACAGUACAGGAAAUCUUGGGCCCUACAAUAUCGUUUAGAGAGACGUCGGAGCUGGCUAAGAUUCCUAAUGUCAUUACCGGUGUUCAUAAACUUAGUGAAACCAAAGGAAAAAAGAAACGGAAAAACAAGCAAUUGCAGAAUCCAGUGAACGAUCUGGUACAGCUGCUAUCAGUCAAUACAGAACGGGCCCAAGUUAGUACUGCUGCCGCCAUGGAAAUGUGCCAGUUCAUGAAGAUCCAACCUCCAGAGUAUAGAGUUUCUCAAACAUUCGAAGAAUUGAUCAAUAAAAAAACUAGUAUGGCUGCAUACUUUCGUGACCCGUACUUUACUCGUAUGGGUGCGGUUGGAGAAGUUAAAAAUAUCACGCCAGAAAUAGCAGAAGAAACCUGUGCUGCAAAUGUCCUUGAGAUUCUGAAAGUGCAGUUUCAGGAAGAUGGUACGUAUAAGGUUUCUAAAGAAAAAGUGGUGGAUCCACCGUCUCUGAAGGGUGGAAAUGCAAUCGACUGUUCCCGUCGGGCGUUUGGUUCAGCUUCGGUUUGA
This is a messenger RNA of Ophidiomyces ophidiicola, 1845 nucleotides long. RefSeq lists its product as uncharacterized. The record is from RefSeq and is a predicted model, not a curated record. The coding region runs from base 1 to 1845 and encodes 614 amino acids. The transcript is spliced from 5 exons. Lineage: Eukaryota; Fungi; Ascomycota; Eurotiomycetes; Onygenales; Onygenaceae.